Messenger RNA from Misgurnus anguillicaudatus (oriental weatherfish), 1530 nucleotides. RefSeq names its product cold shock domain containing C2, RNA binding b (gene csdc2b). NCBI's taxonomy places the organism in Eukaryota, Metazoa, Chordata, Actinopteri, Cypriniformes, Cobitidae. Gene Ontology annotation, cellular component: cytoplasm. Gene Ontology annotation, biological process: regulation of mRNA stability. The record is from RefSeq and is a predicted model, not a curated record. Gene Ontology annotation, molecular function: mRNA 3'-UTR binding.
CGCUUCAUUUGAACGCGUUCGAUGCGUCAUCAGCGAUUCUCCCGGUAAACUCGUGCGCGCGCAUCAGUGCUGGUGAUUUAUCAGAUCUGGGAUAGGGAUGUGAUGAACAUCUGAACUCCAGACAGCAGUGGUUGAAAUAUUAAAGUGAAGUGAAUCUCUACAGAGGUCAGCGGUGAAGUUGUGAUCAUGGCAGAAACAUCAGACUCAUCUCUCCGGUCUCCUCCAUCAACACCUCUCUCAUUAUCCUUCCCCAUCCUGAGAGACAGCAGUCGGGUGUGGGACAGAGGAACGCUGAAGUCUGGAGAUUUACUCAGUCCACUGCCCACCAAACGCACACGAUCAUACUCGGCGACCGUUCGGGCAAACGCAGGUCCCGUCUUUAAGGGUGUAUGUAUAAAUUUCUCCAGGUCUCAGGGUCACGGUUACAUCAGACCGGCUCAUGGUGGAGAAGACAUCUUUGUGCACAUCUCUGAUGUGGAGGGUGAAUACGUCCCUAUGGAGGGAGAUGAGGUGACGUAUAAGAUCUGUUCAAUCCCACCUAAGAACGUGAAGGUCCAGGCUGUAGAGGUCACCAUCACCCACCUGAAACCAGGAACUAAACACGAGACCUGGUCAGGUCAGAUCAUCACUCCAUAAGACAAGAACACUGUUUGUGUCUGUGUGCGGCCGGGGAAUACAGAAGAGGAAAUGAUGAGAGCUUGAAAGAGCAAAGCAUCGUGGGAAGGACUUCAAAAGUGAUGGAGAGCAAAUGAGACUGGAACAGACGUAUGGAAACGCAAACAUAUGUAGCUACACAGACUUGAGUUCACAAAUGUGUGAGACUGAAAUUCAUAACACAACACAAAUACAUUACUGCAGUCUGUUUACUCUCUCAGAAUAUAAAACUCACAUCAUACACUUGGGUUAAGUUUAUGAUCAUUUGAUAAAUCUUUGGAAACCUGUUCACAAAUCCAGGUCAUAGGGCAUUUAAAAUGUAAAGAUAAUUUAAUUGAACACCAUUACAUCAGUUUAUAGGAAUAUACAGUAUAGGAUUGUUUUGCAUUGUGACAGCUUCAUUGUCAUUAAAUUGAUUUGAUUUGACCUGGAAGGGGUUUGAUCAGAACUGUAAUAUUAAAUUGAAACAUUAUAAAUUUUACACUUGAAAUCCCAAAAACACAAACUGCCAAACUGACCGCAUAUCCCAGAAUUCCUGGGAGUUUUUCAGGGUAAGAUGCAGCACUUUGUAGUGCAGUUAAUAAAUAACAGCGUUUAAAUUACACUUAAAUCUACUUGAGUGAUGUCAUUAUUUUAUAUUGUAUGUAAUAAUCUUCAUCAUGUCAAUGCUCUGGAUGUUUGAUCGAUUAAAUCUUCUUGAGUUUGUUGAAUUAUUUCAUCAUCAGAUGCUUGCACAUUUGAAUUUUGUCUUGUCAAUUUUUGAUAUUUCUGUUGGUGUUUCUUUUAUAAUGUAUUGUUUUUGCAAGUUUAGCACUUAGAUCACAGUGGUAAAUGUUAUUUACAUGUGAACUUUAAUAAAAUUAAUUACUAAUGAUU